Exophiala oligosperma is the source of this 6339-nucleotide messenger RNA. RefSeq lists its product as uncharacterized. Gene Ontology annotation, molecular function: protein binding; ATP binding; ATP hydrolysis activity. The coding region runs from base 401 to 6022 and encodes 1873 amino acids. The transcript has a single exon. Gene Ontology annotation, cellular component: nucleus. NCBI's taxonomy places the organism in Eukaryota, Fungi, Ascomycota, Eurotiomycetes, Chaetothyriales, Herpotrichiellaceae. The record is from RefSeq and is a predicted model, not a curated record.
CCUCAUUCCACUCUCAAACACCAUUUCACUGGGUUCCUUUUUUUUUCGAAGCGUUUAGCGAUCAAUUGCCUCCUCCAGAGGAUAAAGAACUUCCUCGAUGUUGCGAAAAAAGUUCAUCUAAUAACUCAUUUUGUUUGGGGGUGAACCUCGGGGGCGUUUUUCCGUUUGACGCUGGACUUGGUCUCAUCAAACAUUGUUUCUCAUUUCAGUGAAGCAAUUACUGCCACUUUGCUCUGCUUGCCUUUGAAUUCACUUCCUUCAUGGCUAGAGUCAACAUCCCCGUUUGCUCUUCACUUACGUUGUCAACAAAGAGCGCCAGGUUCUCGACCACGGCCUUCCAUGAAAUCUUCAUUCCAACAACUCUUGUUCUACGACCACCCCACUUUCCUUCUCUUCAACUAUGGACGCCUCAGAUGACCAGGAUGACGAUGCCAGGAACUGGACUAUCGACCAAGUGGUCCACGAGUUAUGUCACAAUCCAACCCCUUGUUGGUCAGCGGUGGUCCAACUCCAAGUUAUGCCUGAUCGGAAGCUCCUUGAAGAUGUCAUCCGCCAAAAUCACUUAGAUGGGGACAAUCUACUUGCUCUAGACAUGUCCGUACUGAGAGAUGACUUGGGGCUCACAUCGUUCGGCCAAAGAAGAGCCCUGAUGAAGAUCAUCGAUUACCUUCGAUCGAACUCACCAAGCUAUCAACAGAUGGCUUUCCAAGCUGAUGGAAUGGCACGGUUGCAGUCAGAGAUGUAUGUUCCACGGCUUGUGCAGUCAAGAACACCAACGACACUACACUCGCAUGCGUACAGUGGACUUGGUAUCAUGCCUUCUGUAGAGUCUCGGUUGCCGACACACUCACCCCCCCUUAACUCGAAUAUCGAUCCGCAGGCUAUCCGCCAACCAUUGCCUCAGACAAGCAUGCCUCCCAUUGGUGAGGGUGCCCCAAGAUCUGGAAGCCCACAUACCAUCGGUGCGUCAUUAACAACGAUUCCCUCGCCUUCUACAAACGCGCGAGAGAUUAUUGGAAAGAGGAAUCAACCAUCUACUGCGACAGAAACGUCAAGACAAGUAAAUCUGCCCCACACUCGCCUGAUAGAAAAGCAGCCCCUUCACCAGGAGCAAUCCAUUAUCACCACUUCAAAGAAGAAGAAAAAGAAGAUGGCCCCGACUUCUGUCGUGCAGCAGCAGGAAGUAGCUCUCCAAUGUACCAGUGCCUCGUAUCUGCCGAAAUCAGCAAUGCCAUUGCAGGAUACGUUCUACCACAAGAUCUCCAGCGAUUUUGGUGACACAUUCUAUCGUCCUCUCCUGGACGAGUCUAAUACCUUCGUCAUCGGAGGUCAAUACCCUACUGGACAGAGACUCAGCGUUGCUUACCACAUCAGACACUUUCUUCGACAGCCUGUCACCAAGCUCCCAGGUAAUGGAGCUCUUGUUAAAGUCCCUUAUCAAGUUUUCCCUCUGGGUCGAGCGUACAAGCCAUAUUCAGAGCCAUGCUUUACGCUUUUCAAACAGAACGGCGACCGCCCUCGGGUUUUUCGUGCUCAGGACUACGCUGAUCUGGGCAAACGUGGAGAAUUGAAGCGCUCUAAAGUACAGCUCGCGCCUGUAAGUUCUAGGGAAGGCCCAGCUGAGCAGAAGCAAGAUUCACAACCAGACUGGACCGACCUCGACUAUUUACUUGAGAAAUACCCGGUGGAAGAGUCUGAUCAGGUCCUCCCCGCUUAUGGCGAUUCCAGCGACGAGGGUGAAUUAGACGAGGAAACCUGGGCGGAAAUUGAGGCCGAAAGACGUGAAAAGAAGAAAGCUACGAAACUCUUGACAGCGGAUGAGGUACGUGCUGCCAUUGAGGAAACGAUCAAUGAGAUAAAACGAGAUUGGCGAGACACAAAGUUGCCAAAGAUACAAUUAAAGGCUUACCGCAUAUGGAGGGAUGCUGCCAGAAAGAGGGAACGCCAGCAAAAAUUGAACUACCUCAAGCACGAAAAGGAACGUUUUGAAAAGAUGAUCAAGAAGAUCAUAAAGGCCAUGAUGGACGAUGUUUGGCAUAAUACUAUUGAGGUCAAAAAGCAGUGCCAGAGUCUUGAAGCUUCAGUCCAUCAAGAGGAAGAAUACCGGCACUAUGAGACUGUCUUAAGUCAAGACAGAGCCCCCGAGCGUCCAACUAGGCGAGUAUUGAAAGCGAUCCGACCACGUCAGCAGCAAGUUCUCGAAGAUGGCGAGGAGCUUAUCGAAUCUGAUCCAGAACCACUUAGCGAGGAAGAGGACGACUUCGUGGUUGAUGAUGCUUCCGAAGUAGGCUCCAUCCACCAUGAACCUGAGUUAGAGAAUUGGAAUCCAUUAAUACCAGGAAAGAUGAGGAAUGGAUCGGGCGCCAAGGGACAUGAGAACAGCGCUAAUCACGUUGACCCUGACAUUGAGCCGCAAUCAGGAACUUAUGAGACUGUGGACACUCCUGAUGCACAAGCCAAUGAUGCAGAUAUCGAAACGAGUGAUGACGAGGUUGUUACACCCGCACGGAAAAGGCACUUGAGCCGACGAUCAACACCGCGGACUGCCAACUCGAAUUAUAAGCUUCGAGUUCCCCCAGAUCCGAGUUCACUGGCCAACGAAGACUCGGACGUCGACGGUGCGAAAUUCAAUACACCAGCACGUGUCUCGCAGCCAUACUCCCGACGCGAAGGUCGCAGAAAGUCAGAGUAUGUGGACUUGACCUUUUCCAGUCCUGACCAAGGGGCUCAUAAAAGUGCUGUCGAGGAUAGUACAGACUUCUCUGUGCACACUCCAGAGCUCAAUCCGCUACCAAAGCCCGAGCCGAGCAAAGGUUCAAAGAAAAAGGAGAAAUCCGUUUCACCAUCUCUGACUCAGCCAAUGUAUCGUCUGUUCGAUGAUGAUUCUGAUUUGCCACCUAUCCACGAUGUGGAAGGGAUGCGUCAUGAUAUUGAAUGGACUUUCCUCGAGCGACUUGCCGAUGAUUGUAAACCUGACAAGCGCCGAGCACUUGCAAAAGCCAUUUAUGAAUUGGACAGCGAAACUAUCGGUGAAUUGAAAGUGUUCUUGAAGACUUUGACUGCGAAGACUUUGACUGCGACUGGCCGCAAAAACGUCUUGGUCAACGGUUUAGUUGUACUCGACAACGAGGACCAUGAGAUUCAGGAUGUCAAAGCGAAAUAUCAGUCAAGUGCUCAUGUUCUCAUACUCCUCUACAUUACCUUUGUUUGUGGUCAAAAUAUGUUUGAUGGGGCUCUAACAAAACGAAGCCGCGACGAGGCUUAUAACGACAUUGAGCGAGCGUCGAAACCUUUCUUUAACCUUCUAGCUGAUCUCAUAAUCACCUUCGAGAAAGACGAUGAGCAACAGCAAAGCUCACAGCGACGUACAAAGAAGAGAAAGAUAGAUCACAUUGAUUCUUCUGUGGUUUUUGUGGAUGACAGCGACUUUCCACCUAGUGAUACGUCCGCUGAUGCCUUAGAGCUUGAAAACCCAAGCUCUGCUCACAAGAAGCAGCGAAAACGCAAAGUUGAAGAGAGUCAAGAAGCGAAGACUCUGCAAAAGAGCGACCAACUGCGGAUUCAGCAGCAAGAGGAGAGACGUCAAAAGAUGGCAGAGAAAUUCGCACAGAUGACAGCAGAAGGCCAGCCAAUACUGACCCCUGUCAACACUACCGAGCCUUAUAUCCAUUUGCAUUCUUAUAUUGCUCGACGUGUCAAGCCGCAUCAACUGAAUGGCAUACAGUUUAUGUGGCGGGAGAUCAUCGAUGACCCAAAGCACCAGGGGUGUAUAUUGGCGCACACCAUGGGACUGGGUAAAACAAUGCAGGUGAUUUCUCUGCUCGUCACGAUUUCCAUUUGCAAUCGAAGCGACGACCCCGCUGUCCGAUCUCAGAUACCAGUUCACCUCAGAAAGGGGAAAACACUGAUUCUUUGCCCUGCAACGCUGGUGGACAAUUGGUAUGACGAGUUAUUGAUGUGGACUCCUCCCGACCUCAGCAACCUGGGUGCAAUCUACAAACUUGACACUUCGAAUGCAAAAAUGAUUGCUGACUGGUCUCGAACUGGCGGGCUUUUGCUUAUAAGCUACGAACGUUUCAGACGCAUCGUCGGCGAUAGUCAAAAAGCUAAAUCGCACAGCGUUGUCAGUAUAGACCUGGAACAAAUUUUGCUGGAUGAACCAACUCUUGUCAUUGCAGACGAGGCCCACAAACUGAAGAACCCCCGAUCCACCACGAACAGAGUAGCAAGUCAACUGAAAACCACAAGUCGAAUCGCUCUUACGGGUUCGCCUCUGAACAAUCAUCUCGAAGAAUACUACACUAUGGUCAACUGGAUCUCUCCUGGCUAUUUGGGGAACAUUGUGCAGUUUAGAUCAAAAUACUCUGAGCCGAUAAUCGCAGGACUCUACGCAGAUAGCAAUGCCUCCGAGAAACGUAUUGCACUCAAAAAACUCCAUGUAUUAAAGCGAGAUUUGGACCCAAAAAUCAACCGGGCAGACAUUUCCGCAAUUGCAAAGGACAUGCCCCCAAAGACGGAAUUCUUCAUCACGCUUCCUCUCACCGAUAUCCAGACAAAAGCGUACAAUGUCUACGCGACGCACAUGUCACAAAUGAUUAAUCAGAAAUCGGGAAAUGCACAGACUGCAAGCCUUUGGGUUUGGAUCAAUAUGUUGGCAUGGCUUUGCCAUCAUCCAUCAAUCUUCCUAUCGAAGAUGAAAGAGCGAGCAGACCUUGAAACCAGCAGACAAGAGAGAAGAGAUCCAACCAGUGGAGUUGACGAAUCAUAUCUGUCUAUCGAGGACGGAGAUCUAAGUCCUCCCGAUGAUCUUGAUGACAACCCCGAAAUCGAUACCACUGGGCCAAUGAAUGAGGCUCUGCAGGAGGUUCAAGGUAUCAUGGAGGACUUGAUCAAGGACAAGGACCUCAUGAUAAAUCCCUCAUUUUCUUAUCGCACACUAGCAGUCAAAAAACUCGUCAGACAAAUCAUUGCAGUGGGCGAUAAGGUGCUCAUCUUCUCCCACAGUAUCCCGACUCUCAACUUCCUCGACAGAAUGUUGAAGAAGAUGAAGUGUUCAUACUGCCGACUGGAUGGAAGCACAAAGCUAUCGACCCGUCAAGCUGCUACAAAGGCAUUCAACAAGGAAGACAUGCACCAGGUGUUUCUAAUUUCUACGAAAGCUGGGGCUUUGGGUUUGAAUUUACAGGGUGCCAAUCGUGUCAUUUUGUUCGACUUUGGUUUCAACCCAGCUUGGGAAGAACAAGCAAUCGGGCGCGCGUACCGUCUGAACCAAAAAACUCCCGUGUUUGUAUAUCGCUUCCAAGCUGGUGGAACAUUCGAGGACUCCUUAUUCAAUACAUCCAUCUUCAAGACGCAACUUUUCGGCCGAGUUGUUGACAAAAAGAACCCCAUGAGGCAGGCGACGAAAAAAUUUGCCGAGUAUCUUGCUCCCGUCAAAGACGUGGUGAAAGAAGACUUUACGGAAUGCCGCGGGAAAGAUCCCAAUGUUCUGGACGCGGUCAUUGAGGAGCUGGACUUUAUCUGCAAGAUAGUCUUAACUGAAACUUUCCAGAAAGAGGACGAUGAGAGACUCAACGAAGAAGAACAAAAGGAGGCCGAACAAGAGUAUCAAGACGAGCAACUACUCCGAGAGAAUCCUGCUGCAUAUCACGCAAAAAAGAGAGCUGAGGCAGACAAUGAGCGCAUAGCCAGGCAAGAUGCCCUACGAAGAUCUCUCUACGUCAACGGGAUGCCGCCUUUUGUCGCACCUUCUCACGGUCACUAUGCGGCAUCGGGAAGUCCGAACGCGAAUGCGCCCACUCAGCCAUAUCCUAACCUACCACCUCCCUUUGGACGUCAGGAUCUGGAUCGUCCUCCUGUGGUUGAGAGAGCGUUGGCGGCUCAAUCAGGUUGGGCAUACGACGAUACAUUUCGUGAGAUUCUCGGGAGUACGAACCUGAAUACGAGCGCCCGAAGCCUCGAUGAUGGAGACCUGCCCAUGAGCGGAACGGCCAAUUGGAAUGCGGCUCCAACAAACAAUUAAUCAUGGAUCCAAGACGAGGUUGAAAGCAGACAGAUAAAGUAACACAAGCUAAUAUUGAAAGCAGGAGAGAACUUAGCACUUUGCGAUUAGCUGGACAACUGCAGUCGACCUUUUCCUUUUUUUUCCCCCUAUGUUAAAUAUGAUUUUGCGUUGAAGCAGAGAUACCCCAUCAAGCAAGCGAUUUUAUUCAAGCAAGCGUAUCAUGAGAGCAUCCAAAUUACACAAAAAAGAUGGCUUGGGCACUAUUAUUGUACUAAGAUACAUGGACAGGUUGACUCUGCUUAUCGAGAUGGCAGCGAAGGUGCUCUUCCAUAGAC